AUGGCUAAGAAAUAUUGCAAUGUAGAGCUUGGAAGGAGACGUGCAGCAAGCAAGCUAAAUGGUACCGAUGAUGAAAAUUUUGAUGACUCCGGAGACCUGGAGCCGGAGUAUGUCAUAAAGACUAGAAUAAACGAAGAUGGUACUAUCAGUAAUUAUUUUGAUAAAAGGAAGUUGAGAAUUGCGCCUAGGUCCACUCUUCAAUUUAAAGUAGGACCGCCAUUUUAUAGUGGGGGAAGAUUUCGAAACCUAAGAUGUGUUGAGACUGGUGAGCUUAUGAAUUUGAAACUACUACAAAGAAUUGAUAGAGGAUUUGAUAACAUUGGUGACGACUGGGUAGGAUAUAAAAGGAACUACUUUACUUUAGUUGCUGCUUUUACAAUUGACGGUUGGGACUAUAAAAAAUUUCUAAGCCACUCAUUUACAAUAGAUGCACUCCCGGCAAAUGAUGAAACUGUUGAAGGUAGUGAUAUAUGUUUCAAUGUGAGGAAAUAUAGUGAUCUACAUUCUGAUAGAACAUUGCCUGUAGAGUAUUUUGCAGUUAAGAUAAGAGCAACUGAUGACCAUGAUAAUGAUAUCCCGCUAGUGCAACAUACGGCGAAGAGAGAUAAAGGGCCUCAAUUUUCACCAGAUAUAUGCCCUAUUAUUCCAUCCCCACUACCAAAUCAUCAAGUAAUUAGAGAAGCAUCAAACGUGAGGAAUAUUGUUAAAAAGCAAAAAUUCGAUCCAACUUUUCAUUUUUAUCGCAAUAAAGAGCUGAACAAUUAUCCGAUAGAUACAAUAUUGGGCCUGUAUCCUGAUAAUUGCAUAAAGAAAGUUGCCCGUUUUGAAAGAGUUCAAUUUUCUGCAUCUAACAAUGUUGAUAAGCAUUUUGAUCAAAAUAGAUUUUUCAAGUUACAUGUCAUGUUUGGAGUUGCAGUUACCGAAUCAUCACUAAUAAAUUCAGAAUUUUUACAAUCGGAAGAAUCCAAAGAAAUAUUUGAAAAUACAUCUGAACCGUUUGAAUUGCCAAAUGGCAGAAAAUACAUAUUUCUUCAUAUUGAGGAGAUGGAAACACCGGCCCUAAUUAUUAGAGGUAGGUCACCAUCUAAUUAUACACCGGCUAAUUACUCUCCCCCAAAAAAAAUAAUAUUUGAUGAAGUCUCAUCUCCGACAAAUGGUAGUAGCCCGUCUCCAGUUAAAAAUGUUGGUAUCAUUAGCAUAAAAAAUAGGUCGAGACAGAAGGAGCAAAAUAAGAGGAAGAGGGGAAAUGCAUCACUAAAUAACAACUACAAUAAUUGCCAGAGACCUGCCAAAAGAAAGGCUUGUGUAAGAAAUGCAAAUGAGUCUGGGUUCAAUUUCACUGAUGACAAUAGCUAUGUGAAAGUAGAUAGAUACUCAAAUGAGGUAGAUUUAACUUCCCAGAACAUUGAUUCAUCAGUUUUAAUAGAUAAAAGUGCAUUGGAAGCUAUCAUUGAGUACAAUGCGCUGCAUUAUAACCUGGCUGAGAACCCACAAAAGAAUAAUAAGAAACCUGUGUUUACUAUCAAUAGUAAGCCUGUCAAGAGUGCUAUAAAAAUCGAUGCAACACAAGUCGCUAUGGAGGUGUGUUUAGAAGAAAAUAAAUUAGAAAAUACCGCUCAGUUUGAUCCGUCGCUGUCUGAAAUGCAUUCAUUGUCAACCAGAUAUUGUACAGGACUUAGUAAAAGUGGUAGGAAGAGGUCGAAAAAUUCAGUAAAGCCAACAUCAACCAAUCUGUCAAUAAAUAUGAGAGACUUGGAAGUACGUCCUACAAUGAAAUCCUUCACAGAUCCAGGAAUGAAAAUCGGUUCACUAUUAAUGACAUCCAACAGAGUUGACCAUCUCUCUCAGCCAGACUUGCCACAGUCUGUUGAGACAGGUCUUGAGCAUUGCCUAUAUAAAGAAACGGACGAUAAUUUCAGCAGAGAAGGAAGUAUAUUGACAUCUGAAGAAAAUAAUCUUCCAUUUUUGGAAAACAAUACAUCGUUUGUUCAAAAUUCGUUGUGUUUCACGGAGCAUCCUUUUGUAUUUGAUAGAGGUGCGGAACGAAGCUCGACAUCACAUUCCAAUGCACCAAGAACAUUCUCGAGAUUAAUUGAGGGUACUAUGAUAACAAACAGCUAUCAAGCUAUGGAAGGAAAAUUAGUGGAUCUCUUAAUGAAUUCCGAUUCACCUAUUGAACCCACGAUGGAACCUUUUCCUUAUGAUCAGGCAGCACCACCCUUAUAUGACACUGAUGAUGCCAUAUAA
Messenger RNA from Nakaseomyces glabratus, 2247 nucleotides. It is a transcript of the gene NDT80, whose product is annotated as transcription factor NDT80. The record is from RefSeq and is a predicted model, not a curated record. Gene Ontology annotation, molecular function: DNA binding; DNA-binding transcription factor activity. Lineage: Eukaryota; Fungi; Ascomycota; Saccharomycetes; Saccharomycetales; Saccharomycetaceae. Gene Ontology annotation, cellular component: nuclear chromosome. Gene Ontology annotation, biological process: meiotic cell cycle; positive regulation of transcription by RNA polymerase II.